AAUUAGAAUUGGUAGAAAUUAAAGAAGAACAACUUCAGGAUAUAUACAAAGAGGGAAUGAUAUGGACUAAAGAGGACGGCCCUCCACCUGACGGGUUUACUCUGUAUACCAUGGAAAGUGGCGUUACAGUUUUACGACGUAAACGACAAAGAAAUUUACAAAAGUUGGGAAUAGGUGGUUUUUUGGUACGGAUGAGAGGUAUUAGGGGUGGUAUGGACACCGACGAUGUGGACAUGUUACCAGGUCAGACGACUCCUACUUCGACCGAACCUCCAACUCAAUCAUCCCUCGCAGAGACCUCGUCGGAUAAGCCGAGACGUAAACCGGUCCGUCGAAAGCCCAAAAAUAAGUUGGUUGAAAGUUUUCCACCCUAUCUUCAAGAAGCCUUUUUUGGGCGUGAUCUUUUGGACACUAACAAAGAAUUAGACAGUUCGAGCGGAAGCGAGGAGGAAAAUUCUAAAUACGAGAAAGAAAAAGACUCCAAAACUAUACAAUUAUCUCAGGACGAAAUAAAAGCCGUGGCUGCUGUAACAGCAAAGCAAGAGAAGUUUGAAAAUUCUAAAGAGCCCCUGAAGCUGUUCUCAGGGAGUAUGACAGGAGACAAGACAGACAAUGAAAACGACUCGGUUUGUGUGUCCAGAGAGGAGGACGAGAGCGAUUCAGAAGCCCUUAAGGAUGUGCUUAAUUUGCCAGGAGACCUUUUAGACGCUGAUCUUGUAAAUACUAUCAUGAAUGAAGAUGAUGAGGAGCUUAGUAAAAAUGCAGAUAAUCUUGAAAAGUUAGCUGAUUCUAAUUUAACAGAGGAACCUGACAUAUCAGAUUCUCUUUCUAAUUCUAACAAUUCAAAAGAUACCAAAGACGACAUAACAGAAAUACUUGGAUCUCACUUUAAUAUCGAGUCAAUUCCCAAUAUUAACAGUAAAGAUGUGGAAGACAUAUUUAAGGGUGUUUUAACUGAUGAAUCACAAGAAUCUGAGGAAAGUAAUAUGGUAUUUCCAAAGUCUAAUACAGUCACCAAUAGCACAUACAGCAGUAGUAACAGCAAUAACAAUCAGCCUGUUCUUCCUCAGGUCGUAUCUGCCUCUAUGAGACCUACAACAUUAACUAACGCUAACCAAAACAGUCUCAACUCACCUAUAAGCUUCCCACCGCAAUCCCCUUAUCAUUCUGAAUACAGCAAUAGUCCCCAGUUUAGUCCAGCGUUUUCUGAGCCUCCAAGUCCCUGGGUGUCAAUAAAUGACAGCGGGACUGGAGGCGUGGCAACCACCGAAGUCGAAACAACUAACGCUGUGGUGCCUUCUACUUAUAAUCAGCGUUCCUCAGAGAAAAUGAAAGCUGAUGAAGGUUUAGGAUCCGGUGCCACCAUAUCGGCCGUUCUCUAUGCCAACAUGAACCAUCCGGAAUGGAAAACCGAAUAUCCUACAUGGAAUGAUCGAUACAAGCAGAUUAUAAAAAAGUGGAGGACGUUGAGUACCGAACAGAAAGCUCCCUACUUGCAACAAGCCCGCGAUAAUAGGUCCGCGUUAAGAAUGAAAAAACAACAACAGAUGAGCAAGGAAGGCGUUGUAGCUAGCACGACGUCGUCCUCAGCAGCAGUGACUGCGGCUGCGAUCUCAAAGACGUCAGCCGUCCCCUUGCAGACCCAAGGAACCCUAUUGUCCGCUGCCAUUUCAGAGGUGUGCACCCCAACAACUACAACAACACCAACUACUACUACAACCAUCACCCCCGUAAUGCUACCAUUACUAACCAAUAUUUCGAAUGCCAGUAGCUCUGGGACGGUCGCAUCCCUUUCCUGUUCCUCCUCAUCAUCGUCCUCGAGUUCGUCGUCCUUGUCGUCGUCAUCGUCGAACUCGUCGCCCCCAAUUCCUCCCCGGCCCUUGUCGUUGCCUACGCCGACUCCUGCAUCUCCCACCACGCACCAACAGUUCACCGUACACAACAAGCACGUGUUGGGAGGGCGCGAUCACACGGGUCCUGCUCCCAACGUGACCGUGAACCCCCACUACCAGGAGCACGGCUCCCUCAAUCGACCAAUCAUAAUCCAUCCCUCCGCUGCCGAUCAGCAAAUACGUGUGCUGACCCCUAGUGAGAUUAUGCGCACCCUCCCGUCCCUCGGUCAGGAAACGUAUGAAACCGUAUCAUUGGUGAGAAUACGUGCUGCUCAAACUCGAUGUGAAUGGUUUUUUCGAAAUUUUUUUUCUUCGUUACUUUUGCGUAAAAAGUUAGAAUUUCGUUUUUUAUUUUCUUGGUGUCGUUUGUGCCUACGGUCUCCUUUAAAUAGUUCAUUGUAUAAUCGAGUUAAUGAUGGAAAUUUAUUUUUAUUAAUUUUUAGUAAUGGAGAUUGUUGGUACAAAUUAAUUUUAAUUUUGCAGUUUAAUUUUCAUUUUUUUUUUUUAAGUAACUGCGAUUGCCGAGAUUUAAUUUUGAGUAAUGAGCAUGAUAUCGUGUGCGUGUAUUCGUUGUUAUUAUCAUAUUUCAAUUUANCGUAA
Agrilus planipennis (emerald ash borer) is the source of this 2492-nucleotide messenger RNA. RefSeq names its product histone-lysine N-methyltransferase 2C-like. The transcript has 7 exons. Lineage: Eukaryota; Metazoa; Arthropoda; Insecta; Coleoptera; Buprestidae. The coding region runs from base 57 to 2492 and encodes 811 amino acids. Gene Ontology annotation, cellular component: MLL3/4 complex. Gene Ontology annotation, molecular function: histone H3K4 methyltransferase activity; histone binding; transcription coactivator activity. The record is from RefSeq and is a predicted model, not a curated record. Gene Ontology annotation, biological process: positive regulation of transcription by RNA polymerase II.